GAUUUUAUAUGUAAUAACAUAUAUAAGAAAACGGAAAGUGGAGAUGUGAAAUCAUCAGCCCACCUAAUGAAUAUUCAUGACGACUGUUUUCACAAAAUAUUGCUAAACUUUAAACUUCAAUAACUUUAUUAUUUGUUUUUCGAUUUUGAUGAAAUUUUCGGCAUUUUGCUCAGUGAAUUCUACUCUAUGUAUUAAGAUAUAAAUAUUUUCAGCCCGGACCAUCCCUUUAAUAAGGUUAAUCCUUCACCGCUGCGUUUGGCCGGCCUUGCUAGGCCGCCCGGGGGCGCGCCGGGGCGCGCGUGUGGCUGGCGAUCCGAGCUAGCUAGUCUAUCUCGAUCUGAUCUGUGAAACUACCGGACAUGACUUUAUCUUGAAAAUGAAAGGUUUCCACAGCCAAUCUGAAAACCUUGUGCCAAUCAUUGGGUUAGGUAUAACUGCAGCUGUUGCAUUGUUGUAUAUUCUUUGGAGCCCAGGACCAAGCAAUUCUAAGAGAACCGGAAGAAAAAGAAAAGUUGCUGGUCUAGAGAAUCUUGGUAACACAUGUUACCUGAACACCAUCCUACAGAGUUUAGCAGCAUGUCCAGCAUUCUUAGCUUGGCUUAAUAGAGCCCUUAGGAGAGGAUGCUUCAAGGGAAGAGGCAAUGAGCUGGCUUACAGGCUCUCACGAACCUUAGAAGGUGUUAACGAUUAUUCCUCUUCUACUGUGUACUCACCUCAUGAGGUUUUAUAUUCUCUCUAUAAUCGAAAUUGGAGACCAGGACAAGAGCAGCAGGAUGCUCACGAGUUAUUUCAAUUUUUGUUGAGUGAAUUAAGUGAAGACAGAGAACAACCAACCUCUCCUCUGCCUCUGAGUGAAGCUCCAAAGCUAGUGAAGCAUGUGCCUAAUGGUAGAGUGAAUCAUUCUGGGCUGCGGUCAAGCAUCAAAGCCAACUUGCCCCGAGUGACCAUCAGAGACGUUGAUUCACCAUUCAGAGGACUCCUAGCCCACCACCUAUCAUGUACAAUAUGUGGACACAAGAAUCCUGUGACGUACACCAGCUUUGACUGCCUGUCCCUGCCGAUCCCCACCCUAGCCCUUCUCCGUACCCUCUCCUUAGACUGCAUCCUAGAGAGAUUCACCCACACUGAGCUGGUCCAUGAUGUGGAGUGCAUAGAAUGCAGUAAGACAUCCACCGGUCCCCAUGAAGAUGGGAGUAGAGGAGGAGGAGGGGAAGGGGGGAGGAAGGUGCAAGGAGAUGGGGACAGGCAGAGUGGUUCCCAGGUGAGUGUGGAGAGCAGUCCAGGGACAAGUCCACAGUCCAGGUCCAGGAAAAAGUGUAGAAGAGUCUUCCAAAAACAGAUGACUAUUAGCAAGCUACCCCAGUGUCUUUGCAUUCACAUCCAGCGUGUUGGUUGGCAAACCGAUGGUCUUCCUUUCAGGAGAGAGGAACACAUCAUGUUUCCCGAAGUCCUUGAUAUGAGCAGAUACCGGCUGGCGUCGGUCAACGCAACCUGCAAUAAUGGAAGCAUAGGUGUCACCAAGUCACUGCGACUGGUUCAACAAACAGCACUUGCAAAUAAUCAUAAAACAAUAACUAACAAAAAAUCGGGUUCAUCGUCAAUGAAUCACUCAUUCAUUGGAGACCGGUUUCUCUCUCCAUCUCGUCCUGCAUCAUUACGAUUGGUAGGAGGAGGUUGGAGACCAACAGAGCAAGAGGAAGAAGAAGACAAGGAGGAUAAGGAGCAGGAGAGAACACAGAACUUUGAGAAUACAACUCUAGAAGAUGAUAAAGAUAGUUAUCUAGAUGUCAACAAUUACAGCUCCAGACCCAUGGAAUCCAAGUACAGGCUAGCUUCGGCUGUGGUCCACGUUGGCAAUGCAUUCUCUGGACAUUUUAUGACAUAUCGGCGUGGGCCUAGUAAACCGAAUGAACCUUUGAAUUCACAUUGGCUGUGUGUGUCAGAUGAGAGUGUUUACACUGCACAGCUAUCUGAUGUUCUCUCACAGAAGGCAUACAUGCUUUACUACCAGAGGGAGUGUCAGUGAGAAGAGACCCUAAUGUCCAAAGACUGUCAACAUUGCUCAGAUAUCUGAUGUACUCUCACACAAGGAAUAUAUGCUUUACUACGAGAGAGUGUUAGUGAGAAUGUAUCACUGUGGUCAUGUUGUAUUUUAUGUAAGGUCAUGGAUUCAAAUCCUGUGUUGGAACCUGGACCCAUGUAUUGUUUUGGGAUUGUUUCAGAAGCCAAAAGUUUUUCUAGACACUUGCCUUAUAUACCAUGAAGAUUUUGCUCUAACCUCUGCAAUGAUCAUGAUGUGGACAUCGUACAGGGAAUAUACACUUAAAGGUUGUAGAAAACCUUUAAUACUUCCUACUUUCCACGUAAAUAACGAGAAUUAGAUCCCUUAUAGACUCUUAAAGUGACAUCUCAUGCCAGCCAAUGUAUGGAGAGGAAACAAAUGUUUAAGGUAUCCAACAAGUUGCCUUAUUGAAAGUCAUUUAUGAUACCCCAUAUUGGGGGCCUUGUAAAAUCUUGAUGAAUCCAUUGACCAUAUUGAAAAUUAAUUAAGAUCAACUGCAGUUUAAAUCGUUGGUCUAAGUAUAGAUAGCCAUACCUGUGGCAUAAAUUGUCCACAGAAGAUGUUUGACUUUACCACAAAUUUGAUACAGAAAGUCUCAAACAUCUGAAAUCGUAUUGGAAUUAUCCAAAUGGUGUCUUCGCAUUCAUGACCAUGUAACGUAAGAGUGAAUUCCUGUAAACAUAUGAAGCAUUUUAUUAUGAAUAUAUUUGCUCCAUAUGGCUAUCAGUACCUAAGCUGCCAGUUUGAAUUACCAAGUUUACUUCUGUGUUUACCCGAUCUUUGUGUGGAGACACCAAGCUUGAGUUGUGAACAUCAAACAUAGGGUGUUUUUUUUAGACGUUGUCACCACAUGCGGUAGAUAUCAACAGGGGAUCAAUAACAUAUCAAUCACUAUCAAUCAUUGUCACCUUUUGCGAUAGGCAACACAUUCGACUAUUCAUCAGCAGCAUUUUGAUGUAUGAGGCAUCACAAUGUACGUAGCCUAUGGUGAUGUAUAAUACAUUAUAAUGCGAGUAACGCACGAUCUAAGCUAUGCCCAAUUAUAACUAGUGGUGAUCAGUAACAAGUCAUUCAGAUGUUAUCUUAACUUGCUAUCCAUAGCACAAACGUGAUCACAAGUGAGAGAUGAUCAGUCAUCAUUCGUGAAUACUGACAGCGCUAUCAAUUGCAAUUUUUUAUAUUGUAUGAAAAGGAAAGAGGGGGGUAAUGUAAUGCAGUGCCUGCCACAUAUGGAUUGAAAUCCAAUGAUACAGAAUUUAAGAGUUUUUUGCCAGUUUCAUCAUCUAGAGUUUCUUUCAUAAAGCUACUUGUGUGAGGUUUUGAACGAAUAUACAAAUGACUGGAGUCGCUGGACCCUGGAAAGUCAAAUUGGGUUUCUCAGUCAAUGUUAGACACAUUAAUGUACGUAGCCAAAGUUGAAUAUAUGCAGUUGUUAAAGCCUCCAUUUUACAGAGAGCAACAGAUCUGUGAAAGACCAUUGAUAGAUCACUGUUAGGACUAGUCUAAGAUCAGCAAGACAAGAAGUAUCAGUCAGCCUGUCAAUGGUUGUCAGAGCCAUCCAACAGAGACUACAAAUUUCAGUAAUCUAGAAUACUGCCGAAAGACCUUGCCCGUUUUCCAUCUUUCAGUCGUAUCUCAAUGGUCUCCAUACUGUGGAAUGGGGUUUAUGUACAGUUAGUUUGGAGACUCAUUCUCCACAAUUGACAUUGAAAUUGUGUGAAAUAUAUACAAAUAUUGCUAGAACAUCAGGAUAAAUCUUACUGGCCUGGCAUGUAAGCACUUCAUACCCGAAUAGUAGUCAUUUCUACUUUUUCUUUUUCAAAUGGCUUUAUGAAUGACCCCAGCAUUUCUAUAUAAUAUGUAUGCCAAGUAUGGCUUGUAUAGGUCAUGUCAAGCCUAUGUAUAUUUUAGUUAAACCAUGUGGAGACUGUAUGGUAAGAGAUGUCUCUACUUGACCACUUUGAAUGAGAUGACAGACCAAGGAGAUGGAAGCCGUUGACGAGUUGCAAUAUUGUUACCAAUGGUUAUGAUGUGUGUGUGUUUAUUACUCUAUAUGCCGUUCUUAAAUGAUUGAUUUGCAGAGGCAAUGGUGUGGUCCAAGUGCUUUAUUUUAUGUGUUAUUGAGUUAGAAUAACCUAUAUUUAACUAUCCAGUAUUCUUAAUUUCUUUUGGUAUACCCUUGCUCAGCAAAUGGUCCAUAACUGGAUUUUAAUCACUAUUGGUAGAGGUUUAAAGGUUGAACUUUUUCAACAUCUCAAAAAGUAAUUGUUAUAAUUUUCCUUCCGUAACUUCAACCAUGUAUAUUCUACAUGGUUUGGGAACUAUGUGAUAUAAUGAAGUGAUAAUACAAUAUGUACUUUUGUAUGUGUACUUUAACAUAGAUAAAUUCAUAUAUGAUAGAGGACAUUGGAUUUUGACAGUAAAACAGUAAGCAACACUUUUGUAUGUCUUUUGCCAAGAUGGCAAAGUAAUCUUAAUGUCUUUUAUAGUAAAAUAUUGAAGUAUUCUAAACAUGGAGCAAAUCUUUAGGGCAAUUCCAUAAAAUAUGUAAGUCCGACCCCCUAUAUGUGGGACCUUCAUGACAUAUUCUGUCUCUGAUUUUUUUCUUAUGAUAGUCUAUGAUGCUCUCAAAUGACCAUGAAUUGGUCAGUUUGUGAAGUUCAACUUGAGAAAAAUGGGGGUCGGACGUACAAAAAGGUUUAUUAUUUUAUGGAAUUGCCUUUAGGUACUGUCCUAACUCCUAACUAAACCUUUGUCCUGUCAGUAUAAAUCCUUUGCGAUAAGUUUAACCGGUUGUAAAUAUUUGAAGUAUAAAAACAUCUCAAAAUAGAAAUAUGUAUGUAAAUUAUUAAAUUUAUAUUGUAUUCUCAAGUUUUCCCAUUAAAAUAUUACAGACCAACUACAGAUAAGGAGUAAAAGGGAGUGAGAGAAGUUUUGAGUGACAUUUGACUGCAAAUCUACCAAUUGGCACGCAUGAGUUGCUUUCUAUGCACGUAUGCUGUAUCAAAUUUUCCCCUUUUCCCUUUUGAAAGGAAAAGGGAUAAUGCUUGUAAGCUUGCAUGGUUGGCUUUUUAGCCUUGCUGUGAGUAAUGAUUGUUUUGCACGAUGCAGAGAAUUUGUGACUUUUUUGUACCUUUCAUUUUGCUCUCUCCCAGUUUUAAGAAGUGUUACCUGUUCAACCAAGAAUGCUGUGUGAAAGACGAUUUGGGUCACUUUGUAUUUUGAUCAAUUGCUUAUUUGAAACAUUGUUAUUUAGUUGAAACAGGAUAUUUGCAGUAAAUAAAUAAUGGACAAAUAAAAUGAAUGGACCAGGUUUCAGGUUUGUAUUUGAUCUCUACAGAAAUCAUUUUAAAAUCAGACACUGGAAAAUGACUAAAAAUGAACUUUCAAAAUAUGCAUUUCAAUGCCCUGCCAUGUUGGAGUGGUAAAUAAUUUCACACACAAAAUGGCACACCCAUGUACAGUAAAGAUUUUGGUUUGUUUACUUUAAGUCAUAUAACAUCCCAUGAAUUGGGUUGAUCAGCUGAAGGUCUGUUUCAAUAUUUACAUUGUGGUUAUUAUGGAAUCUGCAAUGUAUUGUGUAGAUGCUAUAUAUUCAAUGAAGUAGUAAAUCUUUCAAUGGUAUUUGUUACAGAUUAUAUGAAAUAAAUUAAGUUUUUUCUUUUGUA
Molecule: messenger RNA, 5730 nt
Organism: Lytechinus pictus (painted urchin)
Lineage: Eukaryota; Metazoa; Echinodermata; Echinoidea; Temnopleuroida; Toxopneustidae
Product: ubiquitin carboxyl-terminal hydrolase 30-like
Exons: 9
Coding region: 377-2026 (549 amino acids)
Biological process (GO): protein deubiquitination
Molecular function (GO): cysteine-type deubiquitinase activity
Source: RefSeq, a predicted model, not a curated record